Messenger RNA from Paramacrobiotus metropolitanus, 3205 nucleotides. Its product is annotated as piwi-like protein 1. Gene Ontology annotation, cellular component: P granule. The transcript is spliced from 21 exons. Gene Ontology annotation, biological process: regulatory ncRNA-mediated gene silencing. Bases 176 to 2782 code for a protein of 868 amino acids. Lineage: Eukaryota; Metazoa; Tardigrada; Eutardigrada; Parachela; Macrobiotidae. The record is from RefSeq and is a predicted model, not a curated record. Gene Ontology annotation, molecular function: protein binding; piRNA binding.
GUUGCUUUACACGUUGUCGUUGCCCUUAACAGUUCACAGUUUUCUUGGUUCGAUUUUCCCUUUUCCGCUUUAUUUCCAGGACGAAUAUCUAAAAAAUCGCAAGGCUGACUGAAUUUCAGCCUGUGAAGCAUCCACAGUAUAAACUACUGUCAGUUCUGUGUGUUUUCGCCUCGCAAUGGAUCCAGCGGAGUCCAAACCCGAGAUGGAAAUGGAAGCAUCCAGCGAGCUCCAGGGUUCUUCUGGCGUGGGAAAUUGUGGCGACCGUACCCGCCAGCUGGAGCAAAUGAAUCCCACACCGUUAGCCGAAAAAUCCAGCCCUUCAGCUGACCGCGGAAAGCGCAGUGGGGGCAAAUUCAAAGAACGGAUGAGCCGCGAGGAGGAAGAUCGGCUGAAAUACACGGCCGUCCAUACCCGUCCCGCUGCCGUGAAAGAAAAGAAAGGAUGUAUGGGCGAUAUUGUGCGGCUGCAUUCCAACUAUAUCGAAGUGAAAGUCAGCAACAAAGGGGUUAUUUACCAGUACCAGGUAGACUUCGAGCCACUGCCCGGAAACCGUUCUCAGCGCUUCGGGAUAAUCAACCGAUGGGCAGACACGAAGCAGCUGCAGAAGCAUGCUUUCAUUUUCGAUGGCGGCAGUAUCCUGUAUGUUGGUCCGUCAUCUGCAGAACGGGUUUCUGAGGGAUGCGAAGACGCCGUUGAGUUUAACCAACAGCAAUUUACUGUGCGCGUGUUUCGAACGGCCAACCUGGAUGCCGACAAUCCACAGGUGCUGGUGAUUCUCAAUUCCCAAUUGAACAGAUUUCAAGAGGACGAUUUGAAGAUGGUGCGGAUUCAGGACAGUUGUUUCGAUCCAGCCGGGAGGCUGGUGCCGCAGGGUUAUGAGCAACGGUUGGAACUUUGGCCGGGAUUUGAGACAUCCAUUGGAAUUUUUGAGCAGAACAAAGUUCUCAUGAGCGUUGACCAGCGCUUCCGCAUUAUUCGAAACGAAAAUGCUUGUACCGCUCUGCGUAUGGCGUAUGACGUUGCCAAAAGGACUAAAUCUGCGGACGGCCCGGAAGCAGUCAACAAGGAAGCGGCCAAAGUAAUCAUUGGAGAGAUGGUCGAGACUGUAUACAACCAUAUGGUAUACCGCGUGCAGGCAGUGGAAUGGAACAAGAAUCCGGGUAUGACGUUCGAAGCACGUGUGCGCGUGGGCGAAAAUUGGGAGAUAAAGAAGAUUUCGUUUGGACAAUACUUUCAUCAGCGUUAUAAUGUGCGCAUUACCGAUACCCACCAACCCUUACUGGUGGUGCGACCGGCCAAUCGUGCUCUGCGUCGUAAAGGGACGGAGCAAAUUCUGCUGGUGCCUGAGCUGUGUCGCCUAACCGGUUACACCGACCAGAUGCGCGCGGAUAUCAAUAUGAUGCGGGCUGUGUCCAGACACACCAAACUCGAUCCUGCACGUCGGAAGGACGCCACAGAGAAGUUCAUUCGUAAGAUAACCGGAAAUGAUAAUAUUCAGAAAGAGUUAAACUACUGGGAUGUGCAGUACGGAAAGGAGCUGAUGAAAUUCUGCGGUCGUUGUUUGCCGCCACAAAAACUGUUUCAAAGUGGGAAGGAGUUUUCCUAUGACGCGCUUAAAGCGGACUGGAGCCAACCGGCGCGCAGUGCGCGGUUCCAAACACCCGUGCAACUGCCUGUUUGGUUGGUGCUGACCACCCAGCAAAACGUCGCCACCACGAAGCAGUUUGUCAACAUGUUAAUCCAGGUGGCUGGUCCCAUGGGGAUGCGCAUCGACAGCCCCAGAGUGGAAGUGGUCGGCGAUUCGCCGCAAGCGUACAUCGAGAAGGUCCAGCGUAUGCAACGACCAGAACUGAAAUUGGUUUUGGCUGUGUUUUCUUCGAAUUCAAAGGAUCGAUACGAUGCGUUCAAAGAGACGCUGUGCUGCAAUUUGCCCUGCGCAUCCCAGGUGGUUUUAUCCAGGACUAUUAACGGAGCUCCCAACAAGCUCAUGAGCGUAGCCACCAAAGUGUGCAUGCAGAUUAAUGCCAAACUGGGCGGUGACAUUUGGACCAUGCGCUUUCCAUUCGAUGCACCAACCAUGGUGAUCGGCAUCGACUGCCAUCGCGACCGGCUAAACCAGAAGAUUCUAGUGGCGGCUGCGGCGUCAGUGAAUAACACACUUUCCAAAUACUACAACUGCGCCGUAUAUGCCGAUAAUGAUGAGGAGGUCUUGACCUGUAUCCCGUUGCUGAUCAAAGAGUGUAUGAGCCAUUUUAUGGACAAGUGUGCGAAGAAUCUUGCGGGUGUAUUCGUUUACCGCGAUGGCAUCUCCGAAGGUCAGCUAAGAAAUAUCAAGGAAAUUGAAUUAGCCGCUGUGCGCAACAUCACCGACGGUCUGUCGACGGAUAGAAAAAUCAGGCUGACGUACAUUCUGGUCAACAAACGCGAGAGCACGCGGUUCUUUAAGGACAAUAACGGCGGCAUCUACAAUCCACUGCCCGGUACGGUCGUGGAUGACGUGGUCACUCGGCCGUUUCGUUACGAUUUCUACAUCGUUUCGCAAACGGUCCGCGAAGGCACCGUAGCGCCAACAUAUUAUAACGUCAUCGAUGAUGACUCGGGCAUGCAACCGGCACAUUUGCAGCAGAUGACGUACAUGCUGUGCCACAUGUACUUUAACUGGCCGGGAACCAUUCGUGUGCCGGCUCCGGUACAAUAUGCGCGCAAGCACGCCCAACUGGUUGCGCUGAACCUUCAUAAAAACGCUUCCGACCAGCUGCGUGAACAGAUGUUCUAUCUGUAAUCGUUGUCAUAUAAGCUUCCAUGUAAGCUGGUUGUUCUUGUUGAACGUUUUUUUGUUUUGCAACUUUCUGACUCUUGGAAGUCUUCAACAACGCUUUUGCGUAAUACAAUACUAUGUAUGUUAUGUCGUCUUAUUUUUUUACGGAUUACAAGCAUAUCUUAUGUAUUUAUAUUUUGGAAUGCCAUUUUCGUAAAAGGUGUCGUUACUUUUUUUUAAGAAACUGUGUGUUGGCCGUUUUUGAGCAUUCAUCAAAGAGGUCGAAAUCGGUAGAACCUCUAUUAAACGAUGACCACUGUAACGCAGUCAUUUCUAUGAGUUCCAUUGCCGCUCAUAGCCAGUGUAUUGUAUGUAAAUUAUUUAUCUUUAGAUAAUUUUAGGAAAUACACAUACACGAUAGAUAGUACAAUGGCUGCCUGUGAUAAG